Molecule: messenger RNA, 932 nt
Organism: Neocloeon triangulifer
Lineage: Eukaryota; Metazoa; Arthropoda; Insecta; Ephemeroptera; Baetidae
Product: isoleucine--tRNA ligase, mitochondrial-like
Exons: 6
Coding region: 156-878 (240 amino acids)
Biological process (GO): isoleucyl-tRNA aminoacylation
Cellular component (GO): cytosol
Molecular function (GO): ATP binding; isoleucine-tRNA ligase activity
Source: RefSeq, a predicted model, not a curated record
GGUGUUCCUUUUGGUAUUCGUCUUUCGUCUUGGUGUUCGUCGGAAGGAUGAGCGAAAAUCCAUUCAUGCGAGUGCAAAUGUGUUGAAAUUGUGAAAGAAAUUUCAUUGUUGUUUUGUUUUUGCACAUUAACGUCAAUGCAUUAAAAAGAAGUAAAAUGCAUUUCCUGCAAGUGGCAACACGAGAUUUUGCUAAGUCCAUCCUUUUGGCAAACAAAAUCAAGAGGUUAGCAGGAUCUCGUCAUGCCAGCCGGCUUUUCUGCGACAAGGUUGAUGCCAAGAAAAAAUAUUCUGCCUCCGUGGCUCUGCCCAAGUCCAAGUUCCCUGUAUUUAUAAAAUCAAGCCAAGUGUCCCAGCGAGAUGAGAAAAUCGCCAAGAAAUGUGGAUUUGAUGAACUAUACAACUGGCAAAGAGAGAACCAAAAAGGCUCGGAGUUUAUUCUGCAUGACGGUCCACCUUACGCUAAUGGCUCCGUUCAUUUGGGACAUGCUGUUAAUAAGGUUUUAAAAGACAUUGCAAACAGAGAACGUCUUUUAGCAGGCUGUAAAGUGCACUAUAUACCAGGCUGGGACUGCCACGGUUUGCCCAUAGAACUAAAGGCCAUUGGAGAAAAUGAAAAGAAUCAUUUGGAUUCAAUUUCUCUUAGACAAAAAGCCCGUGCUUAUUCAGAAAAAGCCAUAAAAGACCAAGAAGCAGAAUUUAAAUCAUGGGGUGUGAUGGCGGACUGGGAAAAUAAAUAUAAGACAUCAAGCCCAGAAAUGGUCAAAAAUGAGCUUCGUUGUUUCCAAAACUUGUAUGAAAGGAGCUUGGUGUUUAGAGAUCUGAAACCUGUUUACUGGUCUCCUGUGUCCCACACUGGCGGAAUCAGAGCUUGUUUAUAAUGCUAACCACAAAAGCCUAUCAGUUUAUGUGAGUGCAAGAAUUGUAGAUAUGCC